Molecule: messenger RNA, 585 nt
Organism: Phytomonas sp. Hart1
Lineage: Eukaryota; Euglenozoa; Kinetoplastea; Trypanosomatida; Trypanosomatidae
Source: the annotation of a GenBank genome assembly
GUCUUUCCCAUUUAUUUAUUUGCAGGAUUAAUCUGAAGUAGCCACAUCUCAGGCCUCAACGGAAAACAACGGCACCGGGGCUGACUAAUAAACAAGGACGCAUUACAGAAGGGGGUGGGUGUUAGUGCGAUGCGUGGAAAUCGGCUGGCGCGGGGCGGGGACCCCAUGAAAACGCGCUCCCAACGACGCAAAGAGAAAAAGGAGAGGUUAUCGCAGACGAACCGGGUAAAGCGGCUGCAGAAACGCCUGGGGCGCAUCGCGUCGAGGAACUUCGCCCGCCAGGAGGACGCGCACUCGACCUCGCUGAUGGAGUCCUACAUCCUCAGGCGAAAGAAGGAGCGGGCCGAGCUGCGACUUAAGAAGGGCCAGGAGGGGGCCGAAAAAGGGCCCAGUCCCGCCGCGGGCGAGGUGGGAAGGGGCAAAGUUGUGAAGGGAAUGAUGGGGGCGAACGUCCCCAAGGAAGGCCCUCCGCCGAGAGGCCCUUCGCAUAGUACCAGCGCCCGUGCGAGUCGUGCGGGAAAGGGGAGUUUGAAAGAUUCGCAUCGAGCGAAUUUGAAAAGAGGCUUUACCCAAGCGCUCUACUAA